This is a messenger RNA of Besnoitia besnoiti, 2091 nucleotides long. Its product is annotated as endonuclease/exonuclease/phosphatase family protein. Gene Ontology annotation, cellular component: PML body; cytoplasm. Gene Ontology annotation, molecular function: single-stranded DNA binding; 5'-tyrosyl-DNA phosphodiesterase activity. The record is from RefSeq and is a predicted model, not a curated record. NCBI's taxonomy places the organism in Eukaryota, Apicomplexa, Conoidasida, Eucoccidiorida, Sarcocystidae. The transcript has 2 exons. The coding region runs from base 1 to 2091 and encodes 696 amino acids. Gene Ontology annotation, biological process: double-strand break repair.
AUGGCGGAUGCUCGCCGCGAGGCCGACGGCGCGCGCACGGCUUCUGCGGCGCAUCGCAGCCAGCCAGCCUCGAGUCUGCACGGGGUGGGUGGAGCGCCGCGUCGAGACGCGCAUGACACUCGGAGCUUCGCAGACGAUCUCGCGGAGAUCCGGCGCAUGCGGGCGCUGCAAUACAGGGAGCACAAAGAGCAGAGUCAGGCAACGUCGGCGCGGAGUUCUCCCCCUGCCAGGCCCCCGACGGCCGCGGGUGCGGAAGGCCCUGGCGGAGGGACGCGGUCUGAGGCUGCCGCGGCGGAGGCGCUGUGGCGACCAUUCGCGCGAGACCGGAAGCUUGAGGAGGCUGUGCUGCUUCAGGGCGCAGCAGGCGAGACGCGGGGGGACGGCGGAGUGAGCUCAGACGAGCGCCUGCGGUUCUCCCUCCUGGCCGCGAGCCUCGCACGGGCGGCGCGCGAAAGUGGACUCAGCGGACGCAGCGAGAGCUGGCCCACCAGCUGGCAGCCAUUCACGGGCGACGGCAGGCGACUCAGCGAGGAGAGAGAGCGGAAGACGCGGCGCGACGAAGCGACUGGCCUAUCGUCGGCGGAGAGGGGAGACAAGCGCGCGAAGGCUGCUGAGAGGAGAGAGAAGGAGGAGCUGAGGCGUCCUCCCGUGCAGAGACCUGCCGCGGCGAGGGAGAGCAGCGAUUUGAGUCGAGAGAAUCGCACGCGGGGAGACGCUGCGCCCGCGACAAACAAGGAAAGGCCUGAGACGCGCGCAGCAGCGCCCCUGGGUGAAGCAGACGACGUGCUCGUUCUCGGCGAAGGACAUGCAAUGCAGGCGUCCCCCAGCCCGACAGAAGAACGCGGAGACCAUCCCCUUAUUUGGAGCAGCCAGUUCGAUGUCUUGACGUGGAACCUCGAUGGCCUAGAUGAAGUCGCGCUGCGGCCACGGACGGCCGCGGUGGCGGCGACGGUGAAGGCGCUUCGCCCCGCCGUCGUUAUGCUGCAAGAAGUCAUUGGAGACUCGCUCGCGCUGCUGACGCGUCACCUGUCGCCGCUUUACCACCUUUACACGCCCGCGUCUCCACUUCGGGCCGCCGCGUCUGCGCCUGCGGCGUGCGCGGCGCCGGAGGGCUGUCCCUACUUUUGCGUGUUGAUGCUGUGUCGGGAGCAGAUGCUACCGCUUGCAGACUGCGACGGCGCGCGGACGGAGUGGUUUCCGCAGAGCCAGAUGGGGCGUCACAUGCUGGGCGUCGUCGCGGCUCCGAUGAGCUGGCCAGACGACAGACUCCUUUUUCUUACCUCGCACCUCGAGUCGAUGAAGGAAUUCCGCGAAGAGCGCCUGCGGCAGUUUACCCGCUGCAUGCAGGUCAUCACGCGCAGCUUCGCCGGCGUAGCGGACGCUGGCGACGCGCCGGAGGCGCCGAAACCCGCCGAGGCGGGCCGCCGGCCUGCCCCUGCACAGGCGGGGGACGAGCGAGGGGCGUGCGGCGGAGAAGAGAGCCGAGAAGGAGAGAAAGAAAGGAAGGAGGAAAAAGCAGGCGACGAGGCGGCGGCGCUGGGGCCUGCGUACGCGGCGGUGUUUGGCGGCGACACGAACCUGAGAGACUCAGAGCUCGUGGAGGGCGCGGGCGACUCGCAGGAGGGGGGGUGUCGCAAGGGGCGCGUGCAGGGCGAGCAGACAAGCGGAGGGAGGCGGAAGACAGAACCCGCUGCUUCCUCGCGGGUGCCGGCCAGCGUGCGCGACGUCUGGGAAGUUCUGGGGAGACCCAAGGAGUGUAGGUACACCUGGGACAUGUUUCGAAACGACAACAAACAGAUGAAGUGGAAGACGCGGCUUCGUUUCGACAGGCUCUACUGGUGGAGCCCUCGUGCGCCGGCCUCUGAGGCUUUGGUCUCGUCGUCGUCCUGCGCCCCUGCGGCCGGCGACAGGGAGGACGGAAGAGCCGCAAGCGCCGAAAAGGACGCGACGACGCGAAACUGCGCCACUUGGGCACCCGUCUCGCUUCACCUCGUCGGUGUAAAUCGCCUGCCGACCUGCGGGCGGUUCCCCAGUGACCACUUCGGCCUCCUCGCACGGUUCAAGCGCGAAGCGCCGGCGAGUCAAAAGUAG